This is a messenger RNA of Knipowitschia caucasica, 246 nucleotides long. The record is from the annotation of a GenBank genome assembly. Lineage: Eukaryota; Metazoa; Chordata; Actinopteri; Gobiiformes; Gobiidae.
AUGACCGCAACUAGAGCUCGAGCCAUGCGCUGCAGUGAUCUGAGAUUACGAGAGCUCGCAUCGUGUGGUCGAGACGAGUCUCCGGAGAGGCGGGAAGCUCCUGGGACCGUCCGUAGAUGGAUGUCCGCGCUGUCCGAUGAGAGAUGGCAGACCCGCCCCUGUGUUGAGGGGGAUACGAGAGAGAGUCCGCCCCGGGGUAAGAGGGACAAUCAGCACGCGUCUUAUAGGGACACGCCCGACCUCUGA